Molecule: messenger RNA, 402 nt
Organism: Ilex paraguariensis (yerba mate)
Lineage: Eukaryota; Viridiplantae; Streptophyta; Magnoliopsida; Aquifoliales; Aquifoliaceae
Source: the annotation of a GenBank genome assembly
AUGACAUCUGGAGAAGACUUCAAAUUGGGUCAACGGCUAUAUUCUGUGUUGGAGGGAAGUGAAACGGAGAGAUGGUCGGCAGUGGUUGGGCUUCCAAAGCGGAUGACAUCUGGAGAAGACUUCAAAUUGGGUCAACGGCUAUAUUCUGUGUUGGAGGGAAGUGAAACGGAGAGAUGGUCGGCAGUGGUUGGGCUUCCAAAGCGGAUGACAUCUGGAGAAGACUUCAAAUUGGGUCAACGGCUAUAUUCUGUGUUGGAGGGAAGUGAAACGGAGAGAUGGUCGGCAGUGGUUGGGCUUCCAAAGCGGAUGACAUCUGGAGAAGACUUCAAAUUGGGUCAACGGCUAUAUUCUGGUGCAUGGGCUGUAAAUGGUUUGAGCUGUGGGUUUCGGAAUGAGCGUUAA